AUGGCAAUGGCCGAGAAGCCUCGCCCUCAUGCGGUAUGUGUUCCGUUCCCAGCUCAAGGCCACAUAAACCCCAUGAUGAAAUUAGCAAAGCUCCUCCACCAUAAAGGUUUUCACAUCACCUUCGUUAACACAGAGUUCAAUCAUCAACGCCUGCUGAAAUCCAGAGGUCCCAACUCCCUUCGUGGUCUACCCUCCUUCCAAUUCGAAACCAUUGCAGACGGCCUCCCUCCAUCAGAUAUCGAUGCCACCCAAGAUGUCCCGUCCCUCUGCGCCUCCACCCACAACGACUGCCUAGCUCCCUUCCGAGACCUCCUCGCCAAACUUAACGACACUUCUUCAUCCAAAGUCCCUCCAGUAACUUGCAUAGUUUCAGAUGGUAUCAUGAGCUUCACUCUCAAGGCUGCUGAAGAACUAGGCAUUCCUGAAGUAUUUUUCUGGACAACCAGUGCUUGUGGCUUCAUGGGUUACGUGCAGUAUCGCCAUCUCAUUGAUAGAGGUUUUUUCCCACUAAAAGAUGAGAGUUGUCUAACAAAUGGGCACUUGGACACUGUCGUAGACUGGAUACCAGCUAUGAAAGGCGUGCGUUUGAGGGAUUUACCAAGCUUUAUUAGAACAACAAACCCAGAUGAUAUUGUGGUGAAUUUUGCCAUGGGAGAAGUUGAGAGAGCCAAUGAUGCUUCUGCUAUCCUCUUAAAUACGUUUGAUGAAUUAGAGCAUGAGGUUCUGCAGGCACUUUCAACCAUGUUUCCUCCUAUUUACACCAUCGGUCCCCUACAGCUAUUGCUGAAUCAGAUGCCAGACAAUGAUUUAAAGUCUAUAGAAUCGAACUUAUGGAAAGAAGAACCAGGGUGUCUUGAGUGGCUCGACGCUAAAGAACCUGAGUCUGUUGUGUACGUGAAUUUUGGCAGUGUCACAGUCAUGACACCCCAACAACUGGUUGAAUUUGCUUGGGGUCUUGCUAAUGCCAAUCUGAAAUUUUUGUGGAUAAUCAGGCCAGAUCUUGUUGCCGGAGAUGCUGCCAUUCUUCCAGCAGAUUUCGUGGCACAGACAAAAGAAAGGAGUUUGUUAGCAAGUUGGUGCCCUCAAGAACGAGUUCUCACACACCCUGCAAUUGGAGGGUUUUUAACACACAGCGGCUGGAAUUCCACAAUUGAAGGCUUGUGCGGCGGGGUACCCAUGAUCUGUUGGCCCUUCUUUGCAGAGCAGAUGACCAACUGCAGAUAUUGUUGCACAGAGUGGGGCGUAGGCAUGGAGAUAGGCAAUGAUGUUACGAGAGAUGAAGUUGAGAGCCUUGUGAGAGGUUUGAUGGAAGGAGAGAAAGGUAAAGAGAUGAAGAAGAAAGCAAUGGAAUGGAAAAGGAUGGCAGAAGCAGCCACUACCACUCCGGCUGGUUCAUCUUACUCAAAUCUGGACAAAAUGAUUAACCAAGUGCUUCUCUCCAAAUCACCAUGUUAA
Vitis vinifera (wine grape) is the source of this 1455-nucleotide messenger RNA. RefSeq names its product UDP-glycosyltransferase 85A2-like. The record is from RefSeq and is marked provisional. Lineage: Eukaryota; Viridiplantae; Streptophyta; Magnoliopsida; Vitales; Vitaceae. The transcript is spliced from 2 exons. Bases 1 to 1455 code for a protein of 484 amino acids. Gene Ontology annotation, molecular function: UDP-glycosyltransferase activity.